Molecule: messenger RNA, 4696 nt
Organism: Drosophila ficusphila
Lineage: Eukaryota; Metazoa; Arthropoda; Insecta; Diptera; Drosophilidae
Product: ataxin-2 homolog
Biological process (GO): cytoplasmic stress granule assembly
Cellular component (GO): cytoplasmic stress granule
Molecular function (GO): RNA binding
Source: RefSeq, a predicted model, not a curated record
UUGUACUCACAAUUCGAUAACUAUUCGAUACAAACGCACCCCCGUUCUCAGUGAAGUUAAUAAAUUAACUAAAUUGCUUUUGAGCGAAAACAAAAUUACCCGUUUACCAACCGCGCCGCGCAGUUUCGCAGAGUUCCCUUGCUUUCAUUUUCAAUUUGCCAAAUACGCCAUCGAGCGCUAGGGAUGUGCAAAAUAUCGACAGCGGAUAGCAACUCGUCAAGCAACCUUGCUCGUUAUCGCUACAGUACGCAGGAAAAAAUAAAAUUAGCAACAAAAGCAUAUUUAGCAGCCAAGAAACCGUGCUAAACGCCGCCGAAGUCGCAUAUUUUGGCUAAACCACGCCUCGCCCGCCCAUACGCGACCAUCGGAGGAGGAUCGUUCGAUCGGAAAGUCGGUAAAUCGGAUCGGUGAAAAAAAAAAUAGCCCAGGCAGGGAAGGGAAAAUAAAGGAAAAGAAAACGCCAGGUUUCGACUGCCACUUCUUUGCUACUCCUGGUACUGCUGCCUGGUACUACCGCCUGGUACUUCCACCUGGUACUCCUGGCCAUUGGCGAUCCAAUCGACGUUAUGAACAACAAUAGCAAGCGGAAAACCCGACCCACUGGCGGUGGCGGAGGUGCCAGCGGCGGCAUCUCAAGAUACAACUCCAACGACAACAGCCUGAGGCCCGCUAACAACAAGGCAGGUGCAGGAGGCGGUAACGCAGGCGGAGCAGUGCGUCCGGUGGCGCAGGGCGUCUACAACAACACGUUUUUCAUGCACUCGGCCACGGCGCUGGUGGGCAGCGUGGUGGAGGUGCGCCUGCGGUCGGGCAACAUUUACGAGGGCGUAUUCCGCACAUUCUCGGGCAACUUUGACAUCGCACUGGAGCUACCGGCGUGCAUUAAGUCCAAGAAUCUGCCGGAGGAGGGCAAGGUGCCAAAUCACAUUAUAUUCCCGGCCGACACCGUGGUGACCAUCGUGGCCAAGGACUUUGAUUCGCAAUACGCCACCGCUGGCGCUUUUCAGACAGAUGGUGCCAUCUCUGACAAGUGCAACGGUGCGCGUCUGGACGAGAAGGAACUGGAACCGUGGGAUUCUGGCGCCAAUGGCGACAUUGACAUAGAAUUGGAUAGUGCCGCCAACGGCUGGGAUCCCAACGAGAUGUUCCGCAAGAACGAGAACACGUUUGGCGUGACCUCCACAUUCGAUGACUCUCUGGCCUCGUACACGGUGCCGCUGGACAAGGGCGACUCGGUGGAGUUCAAAGAGGCCGAGGCCAAGGCCGAGAAGCUUGCCGCCGAGAUUGAGAACAAUCCGACGUGCCGCGAGCGUUUGGAUCUGGAGAACGGGGACGAGGAGGCGCUAUUCGCGGCCGUGGAACGUCCGUCGGCGGAGCAGGAUCAACGCGGGGAACGAGGGGAUCGCGAUCGCAACGAUCGGGAGAGGGAGCGCGAGGAUCGGGACAGGGACCGUGACCGCGAUCGUGGCAACAAGCCACGCGGCACCGCCGACUUUCAGCUGCGGGAGACCAUGAGCAGCGACCGCUACAUCACCAAGCAGACGCGCAGCAUCACCGGACCGCAGCUAUCGCAUGUGGGCAUGUCCUCGCAGGGCAGCGGCCGUGAUCGCGACACUCGCGGCGACGGCAGCCUAAUGAUGCAGGGCGGUGGCAUGGGCGGCGGGGCGGUCCAAGGCGGCUCCACGCAGUCCACGGCAGCUCUAAUGCUGGCCGGUGGGCUGAAGGGCGCGGGUCCGGCCCCGUCAGCCAACGCGGCUGCGGACUCGUCCAGCAAGUAUGGCGGCGGUUCGAUGGUGAAGCGCAAGACUGUGCCCCAAGGCGGCAAGGUGAUGCGCAACAAUGUGCCCGCCGGCGGCGGCAGCAAUGUGUCCAUGUCGCAGGGCGGCAACGGCAACUCUGUGGGCCAGAGCAAGGGCGGCUACCAGCCAUCGAUGGGCAUGCCGAAUCAGUACUCGUACCAGGGUAACUCGCAGAUCAUGCACGGCUCCUCUCAGUACCGCAACCAAUCUCACAUGGGAGGCGCCUCCAAGCUGAAUGGCGAUUCGAACGCCAAUGUCAAUAAGCCGCUGCCGCAGCGCCAGAUGCGCCAGUACCCAGGCUCACAGAGCAAUUCGUCGCUGAACUAUGGCGGCGAGGCCCAGUCGCUGGGCAAGCCCAUACACGGCUCCCAUGGAGGCCACCCCGGGCAGAAUAGCAACUCGCCGCCGCUGCAGACGGGCGUGCCUCAGCAGCAGCAGCAGCAACAACAGCAACAGCCGCCGCAGCAACAGCAGCAGCAUCAGAACUUGCCACCGCAGGGGCAGAACACACAACCGACGCGUCAGGUGAGGACGCGCGACAACCAGAUGCAGGAGCUGCGUCAGUUUGGCCAGGACUUCCAACUGGCGCCCAGCAACACUUCACCGCCUCAGCAGCAGCAGCAGCAACAGCAGCCACAGCAACAAGUGCAGCAACAGCAGCAGCAAGUGCAGCAGCAGCAGCAGCAACAGCGGGCGUUGCAGCAAUCCGCUUCGCCGCCGCAACAGCAGCAGCCGCAACAGCAACACGUGGUCAUGCACCAAGUGCCGCCGACGCACUUGCACCAGGCGCCCCUCUCACAGCCACACUAUGUGCCUCAGCAGCAGCCCCAACAGGCGCCGCCUCCCCAGCAGCAGCAACAUGUGCCGCUGCACUUGCAACAGAAGCAGCAGCAGCAACAGCAGCAGCAGUUGGUGGAGAGCCAGCAUCAGCACGUGCCGAAGCAGCACCAGCAGCAGCCGCAAGUGCAGCAGCAGCAGCCUCAGCUGGUUCAGGAUCCAUCGCAACAACCGCUGCCCAUUUACCAUGCAAUGCCGCCGCCGCAGACGUCGCCGGUGGUGAUUACCUCGCCGGUUCUCAUCGAGCAACCGCCGCCGCAACCCAUGCCGGUGGUGCAGCAGCAACAGCCACAGCAGCUGACCACGCCCAAGCCGGAUGUUUCGCCGGCCCCGAGCAGCAGCAACACCACCACGCCCACUGGCAUAGCCAGUACGCCCACAACCGGGGUGAUUGUCAGCGCCGGAUCGGAUAAGUCCACGCCAGCCGCCUCCAGUGCGACGAGCAGCUCCACGGCGGUGUCCUCGGGAACGACUGCUGCCGCCGGUGGUGCCAGUGCAACCACGCCCGUGGUGAAGAAGCCACAUGUGCUCAACCCGUCUGCCAAGCCGUUCACGCCCCGCGGGCCCAGCACCCCGAACCCAUCACGCCCACACACCCCACAGACACCCGUGCCCAUGACGGGCAUAUACACGGCCACGGGAGGACAUGUGCCGGCGCCAGCGACCAACCAGCCGAUCUACGUGGUGCAGCCGCAGCACCCAUUCCCGCCACCCACACUCCCGCAGGCCGGACAGCCACCACGUCUUCGUCGUGGAAACUACGCUCCAAUGGCCGCAUCACAGAUGCAUGUGUCGGCCACAACGGCCACGGGACAGCCGCUGAUGGCCACCGGACCGAUGCCGCAGUUCAUCCACUACGGACAAGCACCGCACCAGCAACAAUUCCAAUCGCAUACGUACGCGCCGAUGCAGAUGCCGCAGCAGCUGCAGUUCAUGGCGCAGACGCCGCAGUCGACCACACCGUCGCCGGGCCAGCCGCACCAGCAGUUCCAUCCGCCGCCACAGCCCUCCCCCGCCGGGGGACCCCAGCCGGCGUACACGCCGCCCACGCAGGCGCCCACCUUCCAGCUGAUGUGCGUGCACCCCCAGUCGCUCAUCGCCAAUCACUAUUUCCAGCCGCCGACGCCGCAGCAUCUCCAGCAGAAUCAGCAACAGUAUCAGAUCGUGAUGCAGCAGCAUCAGCCGCAGUGAGACAACGCCAGCUGGGCAAUGGCGAACGGGAAGCUGGCGAGCUGGAAGGCGGGGGGCGUUGGAAAUGGGAAUGGAGAUAGAGAUGGAGACGGAGACCGGGACGGAGGCUCCUCCGGCUUGUUAAUGUCGCAGUAGCGAGUGGGAGCUGUACGGGCAGCCGUCAUCAAGCAACAGUUACACAUACACACCCGUACACGUACACCGACACCAUUACAACUCACACACAACAUGAAGCACUCAACCACAACCGCAUCAGCAUCCACAUCCGCAUCCGCAUCGGCACCUGCAUCCGAGUUCGCAUCAACCUUGAGUAAACGCGCGGCGUUUGUUGUCGCACCGAGCGAUUUUCACGCCCCACAAUUCACAAACACGCCACACCAUUCAACCAUCCACUCACAUCCUUAUGCCAUGUGCACGAGCGGCUCAUCCUGUAGCACAUCUCUCACAGACCGAAAAAAAGAACACCAACACCAACAACAACAACUAGGAAAUUAUAAAAUACAAUUAAAACAAAAGGAAACUAGUAAAUUUUUUGAAAUUGCAAGACUUCUACAGCGCACGGAAGCCAAACACAACAACCGCAUGAAGCAAACAAUCACUGAAAAAAAAGAACACCAAACGUAUGAGAAAGCAAAUGCAAAACUUAAACAAAGAAAAAUAAGAAACAAAAAAAAUAUAGAAAGCUAAAAGCAACAGUCGUCGAAUCAAUUAUAAUAAUACGAGAACAAUGAGCGUUUGUAAGAGGAGCGUUUCCUGCCCCGCACAAGUCCUGUAAGCCGAGGCGAAAUUCCAAAACCGAUUGGCUACCAAAAUUGAUACAAUCACAUUGUAAACCGAAAAGCAAAUGAAGUAGAAUCAAAAACUUGAGA